Messenger RNA from Psilocybe cubensis, 828 nucleotides. RefSeq lists its product as uncharacterized. NCBI's taxonomy places the organism in Eukaryota, Fungi, Basidiomycota, Agaricomycetes, Agaricales, Agrocybaceae. The coding region runs from base 1 to 828 and encodes 275 amino acids. The transcript is spliced from 2 exons. The record is from RefSeq and is a predicted model, not a curated record.
AUGGCAGAAGCCUAUGAACCCACUGAGCGCAGCAAGGUCAAUCGAUACAAGACAAGAGCAAACUAUGAUUACGAUACGAUCCAUGGAAUCAUUGAUACAUGUCCAGUCCUCCAUGUUUCCUUCAACCCUUCGUCAAUGGACGAUGAUCCCUUCCCGACGAUUCUUCCCAUGAUUGGGUGCACAGGCUCUUACACCCCUCCAAAUGCUGCGGAGACAUCUGCCGUGUGUGUAUACCUCCACGGUCACUCUUCGUCGCGGUUUAUGAAGCUCCCGGCCGUUCAAUCUGAAUCUGACGAUCCGGUUUAUUCGAGUCUGCCUGGUACACCCGCAUGCAUUGCUGCAACUCAUAUGGACGGGGUGGUUCUAGCCUUGACACCAUUCAACCACAGCUGCAACUACCGCAGCGCUGUAAUCCACGGCUACGCGAAUAUUGUAACGGACUCCGCUGAAAAGAUGUACGCGUUACAGCUUAUCACGGACUCCCUCAUCCCUUCCCGCUGGGAUCAUUCAAGAGUCCCCCCGACGCCGUCAGAAAUGAACUCGACUUCUGUACUUCGAGUGGACAUUGUUUCAGCGAGUGCUAAGAUCAGGGCAGGGCCACCGGGCAAUGAUCGCGCUGAUCUGGAUGACGUUGGAAUGCGACAGAGGGUGUGGACUGGUGUUCUCCCCGCUUGGGGAGUGUGGGGGCCACCAGUAGCUGCACCCGAGAAUUUGGUUCCAGACGUGCCUGGAUAUAUUUCUGACUUUGUGAAAGAACAGAACGACAAGGGGGAAAGAUAUGCCACCGAGAUCGCGGGUAAAGCUUUGACGUCCAAAAAGCAAGCUUAA